CCCUAUGAGCCUCUUCGCUUCUUUUACUCGCCACCGCCGGGGCCCGAGGUGGCUGCCUUGCCCCUGGCGCCUGGCCCCCCGACCCCCCGGCUCGCCUCUGCCUCCCACCCCGAGGAGCUGUGCGAACUGGAGAUCCGGAUCAAGGAGCUGGAGCUGCUCACCAUCACUGGGGACGGCUUCGACUCCCAGCGCUAUAAGUUCUUGAAGGCGCUGAAAGAUGAAAAGUUACAAGGACUGAAGACCAGGCAGCCUGGAAAGAAGUCAGCCUCUCUCUCCUGAGGAGCUGCCCACCAGAGCCUGGGUAGCCACCUCCUUAGGUGUUAGUGCUUAGGUAAUGUGUCCUGUUUGUUGUCAUUUCAAAAAUCGUUAUUUUCUGUUCUGUAUUUACUGCUGUUCUUAUUGCUCCCAGCACAUACUCCACA
Miniopterus natalensis is the source of this 422-nucleotide messenger RNA. It is a transcript of the gene C11H11orf91, whose product is annotated as chromosome 11 C11orf91 homolog. The record is from RefSeq and is a predicted model, not a curated record. NCBI's taxonomy places the organism in Eukaryota, Metazoa, Chordata, Mammalia, Chiroptera, Miniopteridae.